Molecule: messenger RNA, 264 nt
Organism: Ascochyta rabiei
Lineage: Eukaryota; Fungi; Ascomycota; Dothideomycetes; Pleosporales; Didymellaceae
Exons: 2
Coding region: 1-264 (87 amino acids)
Source: RefSeq, a predicted model, not a curated record
AUGCGCUGGUACUCCAUUAGUCAGGAGCUAGGCUGGGGCAUUCUGACCCUGAUACCACACGACGAGAUUGCGAAUUGCUGGAUAGAACGCACCCUCUGUAUUGAGCUACUUAAGAAGGAGUGUCUAGACAUUUGUGCAGCUAGCAAGGCACUUAAGAACUGGUUAGGGCCAGAGGGAAUUGCUGGCGGGCCCAUCAACGAGAAGAAAACGCUGAGCAUUGAGGCGGAGGCGCCAGCAACCAUCUAUAAGGUGGAAGAGAUUUAA